CGCUGCGUGGGGCCAGGUGCCUGUGCCGGCCCCUCGCGCCCGGCCCCACCUUCGCCGGUUAAACAGGUUUGAAGUCCGGGGCAGAGAGGCCGCGGCGGCGGCGCCAGGGCUCCCACCGCCCCCCGGCCCUCUCCGCACGGCAGGGCGAGGCCCGCAGGGAUGGGCUCCCCCUCCUAGUCCCCACCCGCCGCCCCGAAACGCGGGAGAAACCCCCGAAACGCCAUGGCCGCGGCCGUCCCCGCGCUGCCCGCCGAGGAGGUGGCCUUGCUGGAGCUGGGGCCGGCGGCCGCCCCCCCGGACAAGGCGCCCGCCGGCCGCGACGAGCCGCCCGGGGAGCCCGAUGCCACCCUGCCGUGGGACCAGCGAGGCGCCCGGGGCCAGCCGGAGCCCGCCGAGGCCAAGAGGCGCUCGAGCCCCGAGGGGGGCCGCGAAGACCCCGAGGAGGCCGCCCCGGCCGGCCCCCCCGGCGAGGCCGAAGAUGAGGAGCCCCGCGGGCCGCCCGUGGUGGCCGCCCACGUCUUCGUGCCCGUCGACCCGCAGUGCAUCGAGCGGAAGCGGCAGCCGGCCCCGCGGCCCCGGGAGCAGGGCGAGGGGGGCUACGCGGCCCCCCGAGCCGACGGCCUCCGCCCCAAGCAGGUCUUCGUCCCCCUCGGCUACCGGGACGCCCGGGGCUACGAGGGGCCGGCGGCCGAGGCGUCCCGGUGCCCCUGCGCCGUGAAUUGCAGCUCCGACGGCCUCAGGUCCGUGGCGUCCGUGGUGGGGGCCCUGCUGCUGUGCCCCUGCCUCGUCUACGGCGCCUACGUCUUCCUGCCCUUCGACGCCCCGCUCCUGCCCACCCUCGGCGCCCGCCUGGUCUACACGCUCCGCUGCGCCGCCUUCGCCACCUUCCCCGUCGUCCUCGGGAUCAUCGUCCACGGCAUCUCCUGCCUCUGCUCCUCCUCGCUGGAGCCCUUUGGCGAGCCGCAGCCGGAGGUGGAGAUCCACCGCGCCUACGUCUCCCAGUCCGUCCACCUCUUCAUCCUCUACUUCUUCAACAUGGCCGUGCUGGCCACCUACCUCCCGCAGGAGGCCCUGAAACUCGUCCCCCUGCUCACGGGGCUCUUCGCCAUCUCCCGGCUGAUCUACUGGCUCUUGUACGCCGUCGGGCACUCCUUCCGCGCCUUCGGCUUCAGCAUGACCUUCCUGCCCCUCCUGGCCAUGCUGCUCUACAACCUGUACGGCAUGUUCGUCCUGGAGCCCGAAAACCUCCUCGCCGUGGCGGGCGCCAAGGCCGAGGGUGCCUCCAAGGAGAGCGGGAGCAAGCUCCGAUUCUGGGGGUGAGAGGGGCCGCGGGGUGCUCAGCUGCAGCCCCCGGGGCGCAGAGGGGCCGAGUCCUCCUCGCGCCGGGCAGACGCCCCGGGAUGAGCCCCGGCGGUGGACGGGGACAGGCGGAUCCGGCCGUGUCCCUGCUCGGAGCCGGCGCCAUCCCGCGGGAUGCCGAGGGCUGGGCUGGGACUUUCCCGCAGGAGUGCGAACAGGGGACCCACAGCAAGUCCCAGCAAGCAGCGGGACCCGUUUCACGGGGACGGGGCGGUGGAAGGGACCCAAAGCCCUUGCUGGAGCCGGCUUUGCCUAAUAAAACCCUUCACCCGA
Messenger RNA from Dromaius novaehollandiae (emu), 1632 nucleotides. It is a transcript of the gene TMEM79, whose product is annotated as transmembrane protein 79. The coding region runs from base 223 to 1320 and encodes 365 amino acids. NCBI's taxonomy places the organism in Eukaryota, Metazoa, Chordata, Aves, Casuariiformes, Dromaiidae. The record is from RefSeq and is a predicted model, not a curated record. Gene Ontology annotation, biological process: regulated exocytosis. Gene Ontology annotation, cellular component: trans-Golgi network membrane; lysosomal membrane. The transcript is spliced from 4 exons.